Molecule: messenger RNA, 1467 nt
Organism: Fusarium musae
Lineage: Eukaryota; Fungi; Ascomycota; Sordariomycetes; Hypocreales; Nectriaceae
Exons: 4
Coding region: 1-1467 (488 amino acids)
Biological process (GO): transmembrane transport
Cellular component (GO): membrane
Molecular function (GO): transmembrane transporter activity
Source: RefSeq, a predicted model, not a curated record
AUGGAUGCAACGAACAAAACCAUUGAAGGCGAAACCUGCCACUUUGAAAAGGCAGUCACUGAGUCUGGAACAGCUGAGAUCGAUCAUUUGCAGGAGCAGAAACUGCUGCGAAAGAUCGACCUCCAUCUUAUUCCAAUCCUUAGCCUGCUCUUGCUCUGUGCUUUUGUCGACCGUAUCAAUAUUGGAAAUGCUCGAAUCCAAGGUCUUGAAACCGAUCUCAACAUGUCUGGAAAUGAUUAUAACAUUGUCGUCUUUACUUUCUUCAUCAACUAUAUCCUGUUCGAGGUGCCAUGCAACAUAAUCCUCAAAAAGACCAAGCCAUCAGCAUUUCUGAGUCUUAUCAUUGGAGCCUGUGGCAUCAUUACCAUUGGACAAGGCGUUACAAAGUCCUUAGGUGGCUUAAUCGCUUGCCGUGUACUAAUCGGGCUAUUUGAAGCAGGAUUUGUCCCUGGUUGUGUCUACCUGAUCUCCAUGUUCUAUAAGCGCCACGAACUGCAAUGGAGGAUAAACCUCUUCUACACGGCAUCUAUCUUGGCUGGUGCUUUCUCGGGCCUUUUGGCGUACGCAAUCGCCCACAUGUCCGGUGUCGCCGGCUACAGCGGUUGGAGGUGGAUCUUCAUACUGGAAGGAGCUGCAACCGUUCUAAUUGCGGCGUUCGCAUACUUCUAUACUCCAGACUGGCCACAGACUGCAAGGUUUCUCAAUGAUAGGGAAAGAAGCCAACUCCUGGCUCGAGUAGCUGAAGAAAGCCCAGAUGCUACGAUGAACCAUUGGGAUAAGAAGACUGCGCAACGUGUUUUCGGAGAUAUAAAGAUAUGGCUUGGUGCUUUGAUGUAUCUUGGUAUCGUCACCACGACAUACAGCACCUCGUUUUUCAUCCCUACCAUCUUGAGACAGCUAGGAUGGACAUCUCUUCGGGCGCAAGUGAUGUCCAUCCCUAUCUACAUCGCAGCAGCCGUUGUUACAUUAACUGGAGCCAUACUUUCUGAUCGACUGAAGCAUCGCUUUGGCUUCAUUCUGGUUGGUUGCGCCCUAUCCACUAUUGGCUAUGGCAUUCUUCUUGCAUCGCCUCACGUCCAUGUUGGAGUGCAAUACUUUGCUCUUUAUCUCCUUACAUGCGGCUGCUGGCUCGCACAACCUAUCACAGUCGUCUGGCUUAACAACAAUCUCGGAGGGCACUACAAACGUGGUGUUGGUGCUGCCAUACAGCUAUCUAUUGGUAACUGUUCUGGGUUUGUCGCGUCGAACAUUUUCCGUCCACAAGAUCAGCCGAGAUUUCUUCUCGGGUAUGGGGUCGGACUUGGCUUUGUAUGGCUUUGCGUAGCUGCAGCUUGUGUGUUUGACUUUUGGAUCCGAAGGGAGAACGAGCUACGUGACAAGGGGAAGCGAGAUUAUCGCCUCAACGCACCCGACGAGGAACUGAAUAAUCUUGGGGAUGAUCAUCCCAGCUUUAGAUUCACCCGUUGA